AUGGCGACCAAACAGUCGGAAGUGCCCAAUUUCACCCUCAGCGAUUAUGUCAAGUUCUUUGGCGCAGGCGCCCUCGCUGCUACGUCUACUCAUGGUGCUGUAACGCCAAUUGAUGUCGUCAAGACUCGAAUCCAGGUCGACGAUGCCUUGAAGGGAUACAACAUGCUGUCGGCCGGUCGCAGCAUCGUCGCCAAGGAGGGCGCUUCAGCGCUGUUGACUGGCUUUGGCCCCACGGCUGUCGGUUACCUCGUCCAGGGCGGUGCCAAGUUCGCUGGCUACGAAUACUUCAAGAAGAAGUACAUCUCCAUGCUUGGAGGUCCCGAGAAGGCUGUCAACCACCGAACAGGCGUUUAUCUUACUGCCAGUGCAUCGGCCGAGUUCUUCGCUGAUAUUCUCCUCUGCCCGCUCGAAGCUACACGUAUUCGACUCGUUUCAGAAAGAGGAUACGCCAAUGGCCUGUUCUCAGGUUUCGCAAGAAUGGCCCGCGAGGAGGGCUUCAAGGGCUUCUACUCGGGUUUCGUGCCGCUCUUAUUCAAGCAGAUCCCUUUCGCUGUUGGUCAAUUCUCCGUUCACGAAGCCGUCAACGAAGUCAUCUUCCGCGCCAUGGGUCCUGAGCGCAAGGAGAAGCUCACACAACUCGAGUUGACAGGAGUAGAGUUGACCUCUGGUGUCACUGCCGGUGCUGCAGCUGCGGUGCUUUCUCAUCCUGCGGAUACCCUUUUGUCCGCCAUCAACAAGGGCGCUGGCGAUAAGAGUCAGGGUGCAACAAGUCGCAUGUUCCAGCUUGCCCGAGAAUUCGGACCAAAGAGAUUGCUUCUCACUGGACUUGGACCUCGUAUCGUCAUGACAUGCGGUCUUGUGGGUGCGCAAUUCGUGGUGUACGCGCAAUGCAAGGCGUUUACAGGAGCACCACCCGGUAUUGAGAUCCACAAGGAGGAGUCGCUAUAG
Fusarium coffeatum is the source of this 948-nucleotide messenger RNA. RefSeq lists its product as uncharacterized. The transcript has 2 exons. Lineage: Eukaryota; Fungi; Ascomycota; Sordariomycetes; Hypocreales; Nectriaceae. Gene Ontology annotation, biological process: mitochondrial phosphate ion transmembrane transport. Gene Ontology annotation, cellular component: mitochondrial inner membrane. Gene Ontology annotation, molecular function: phosphate transmembrane transporter activity. The record is from RefSeq and is a predicted model, not a curated record. Bases 1 to 948 code for a protein of 315 amino acids.